Messenger RNA from Blastomyces gilchristii SLH14081, 2985 nucleotides. RefSeq lists its product as uncharacterized. NCBI's taxonomy places the organism in Eukaryota, Fungi, Ascomycota, Eurotiomycetes, Onygenales, Ajellomycetaceae. The record is from RefSeq and is a predicted model, not a curated record. The transcript has 4 exons. Gene Ontology annotation, molecular function: transcription coregulator activity. The coding region runs from base 1 to 2985 and encodes 994 amino acids. Gene Ontology annotation, cellular component: Z disc; nucleus.
AUGGAGUCGCCAACUGGCAACCCUGAGUCCCCUCUGGACGAUGAUAUCCCAUUUCCAUGCCAGGGCUGCGGUGAGAUUUUGGAAGAAGGCAAAGCAUUCGAAUUAGCUGGGAAACGAUGGCAUAUCGAUUGUUUUCGAUGCAACACCUGCGGUACCUUUCUCGAUUCGGACGCAAACCUCCUUCUACUCGGCGAUGGUUCCCUCAUUUGCAACAACUGCACGUACAGUUGCAGUUCUUGCGGGAAUAAGAUUGAGGACCUUGCCAUCCUUACUGGCGACCAGGCUUUUUGUGCCACUUGUUUUAAGUGUCGAAAUUGCAAACGGAAGAUCGAGAAUCUUCGAUAUGCGCGCACAUCUCAGGGUAUAUUUUGUAUGGACUGCCAUGAAUCGCUGAUGGCUCGACGAAGGAAACGGUCAGCCAGAGGACAACGGCAAAAGGUCCCCAAUGUCCAGCUUGACAAAUCUCUCCCGUCACUACCUCCAACCGUUGCUCCGAACAAUGGUUUGGCGGAAUUGGACACCCCCUCAGUGGAUCCAUACUUUGAAGCACCCGUUGAAUUACCCUCUUCUCAUCCAAGGUCCGAGGUGAGAAGGAGCUACAUGGGGAAUGAUGCAAAUGUGGAAUCUCCCGAAUCCAAACCCGUUAACCAAGACAAUCUUAUCCUCCCUGCUAGCACAUACAAAAGCAAUCGUCAUUCUGCUAUUUCACACAAAUCUAAUGCAUCCGGUGGGGAAGAGUUCCUGAUUCCUGUUGCAUUUGACCCUACACCCAGUGGACCCCACUCCCCUAAUCCUCUGUCAGCAACUUCCAAUGGCCCACUACCAGACUAUUUUGGUCAGGAUGCACCUAGGGACAGCUCUAAAAAGCAGCCUGUCGACCGACCUGGAUACUUGCAGGACCCGAGUCACUCUGGGGCAUCCUCUGAGCAACCAAGCCCAUACCAGGAGAAGCGUCCUGCAGAACUAGACUCCCACAAACGCCAAGCUAGCACGGAAAAUUCCAACACAUCAAUUCAAGCAUCGUCUUCUAAUAACAACGACAAUAUCCGCCAGCAGAGCAUAGUUCAGAAGCAGACAGGCUUUGGAGCUGAUAUGCAGGGUCGUACAGAUAAAUUCAAAUUGCAGGACGUCCCCAAAGGUAGAAAGUCGGGAGGCUCUGGGAACGCAUCUCUAUCCGACCUUAGCUUGACGGCUAGAGUGGAAUUCCCCGCGAAUGAUGACAUUGCUAUGAGCCCUCCGCCUCGAGAUUCCGCCCGGUCCGCCAAAGAAACGCCCAUCGCUUCAGAACUAGAUUCAACACCUUCACGUUUUUCACAGGAAUCUCGCUCCAAGGAGAAUGGGACCGCCGAACUUUCGAGACCGGGAAUGCAAUACCCGCCUAAAAGAGGCGAUUCACUUGAGGCCAAACUGCAUCAAUCUCUCCAAAAGAAAGAAAUGCAGCCUACCAUGAAGCCUACACCCCCUACGUCUAGUAGAACGAAUGAUGCGACGCCCCCCACAUCCUCGAAUUUUCCUUCUCCUCCCACAGCGGACAGAUCGUCGGAUGCAAAGAGUUCCAAGGCUUCUGAAUCCACUGUAUCUAAGCGGGCCUCUGAUACAUUGGCUCCAGGCUCCACUCCCUCGCCCCAUAAGCGCACUGCAUCCGUCAAUGUAUCGAAACAGAAACCUUCGGGCCAUCGCCGAUCCCAUUCUCGUCAUGAAUCUGUGAACACUCUGCAUUCGGAAGGUCACCGUGAAGCUGAUGCCGGUGGUUCCCCAUUGCUACGGUAUAGUGGGGCUGGAGACUUCUCCCUGGACGAAGACAUGGCACGGAUUCUUGGUAGUGAGGAUCUUCAAAACCAAGAAUCCUUCCUAAAGCGUGUUUCAAACUCAGUCCGUCAUGGAAGGAGCUUUAGCGAUAAAGGUGCCCGACUCUCCAAGGAGCAGAAAUGGCCCAAGUCACCCUCAACUGCAAGUAACCAUGCAAAUGACAUGAGCAGCCCAAAUACCAGUUCCCCUGAACAUCGGGACCAGCUUGCCUGGUACAAGAACGAGCUCCAAAGAGAGCGCCAGAAGAUUAUUGAGAAGGAUCAGAGGAUUUCAGAGCUGGAGGCUUCGCUUAAUUCCUCGACAAAUAUCAAACAAGUUAAUACUGAACUUCGCGAGAAACGGUCCACCAUGGUAUUCCUCGAGGCCCAGAAGGAGAUCGUUAUGCGAGAGCUGGAAGUUCUUACUGAACACAUCAAAGCGGAGAAGCAAAGUGGCACUGCCGUUGAUAUAGGGAAACUGAACAAAGCUGUACUCCGCGACUUCGCGCAGUCAGUACAACGCCUCAAAGAUACAUUUGCCCCUCAGAUCGAAGAGUUGAUUAAAAAGCGGAAUGAUAUACUUGAAGAGUUGUCCAGCCUUGGCCGUAUGAAAGAUAAGAGCUUUCAGGAAUUCGAACAGCUGUCCCUUAAGAACUCCCAACUUGCAGAGCUUAAUAACGAGCUGGCACACCAAAUCCAGGGUAUUUACAAGGCUAAUACCAACUCCAUCGGGGAGGGUGGCCGCAAGGCCCCCAACGGCCUGGGUAUUUACUCCCACCAAAAGGAUACUUCUGUCGCCUCAAUUGAGGGUCGUGAACCUAGGCCGUCGAAUGACCUUCACGUCUCGACUUCGAAUACGCAAUCCGAAGACGCAGAACAUCCCGCCCUCCUUCAAGGACCGCAGGUUGUCAGCAUCCGAAAGGGUCAGGUUCGCAAGUUCAAUUGGAAAAAAGGUGGCCAGCAUGUUGCCAAGGGUGUGACGAAGGGCCUCAAGGGUGCUUUCAACUAUGCCGAAGGCAAAUAUCAGCAACGAGAAGGCCAUUUUACGGAAACUGCCCCCAUAUGGAUCCAUAUCAUCGCAAGGCGGGGUGGAAGGACCCUCACGCGCUCAAAUGCAAGAAUCGUCUCGCCAAGGUUUUGGGUUUUUCGGCAACCAAAAGGCCAAGCCUGGUGGUAUAUGGAAGGCGCCCUCCACUGA